AUGGUAUGUGCUGCAUCAACAUCGAAAAUUGAAACAAACCCCAAUUUGGAGAUAAUUGGUGGCCAUGACGCCAACAUCAUCGACUACCCCUGGCAAAUAUCAUUCCAGCAUAGACUAUAUCAUUUCUGCGGUGGAUUUCUGAUUUCCGACACAUGGGUGGUCACAGCUGCACACUGUAUAUUCGAAGGAUACAGCGAUACCGAAAAUCUCAACAUUCGUGUAGGAUCAUCAGAAUGGAGCGCUGAGGGAAAACUCCAUUAUGUGAAGAGAUACAUCACGCAUCCUCAGUACAAUAUCACCACUAUGGACAACGAUAUCGCUCUACUUGAACUUGCUGUUCCCGUUGAUUUCAACGAAUCCGUCAGACCAGCCAGACUACCCGUAGCCGGACAAGAGAUCCCUGAUAAUGCCCAACUCACUAUCACAGGAUGGGGAGCCUCCUAUGUUGGAGGACAUAAUGAAUAUACUCUCCAAGCAGUCACCAUUCCUACCGUCAAUAUAAAUGUAUGUCAAAGUGCUAUAACAAAUGAUACAAUCACCAACAACAUGUUCUGUGCUGGCUUGAUCGGAGUUGGCGGCAAAGACUCCUGUCAGGGUGAUUCUGGAGGUCCAGCUGUGAUUGACGGUCAAGUUGUUGGUAUUGUCUCAUGGGGAUAUUCUUGUGCUGAUCCUGAAUAUCCAGGUAUAUAUGCUAAAGUUUCCGCCUUCAGGGACUGGAUAUCUGAAGAAACUGAAAUUUAAAUACAUUGAUCAUUAUUGAAAUAGAAAUUGUUGAAGUAAGUGUCCGC
Molecule: messenger RNA, 788 nt
Organism: Phaedon cochleariae (mustard beetle)
Lineage: Eukaryota; Metazoa; Arthropoda; Insecta; Coleoptera; Chrysomelidae
Source: the annotation of a GenBank genome assembly